GUUAAAAUCCGAAAUAUGGAGAGAUGCACAGGGCUGGUUGUGUCUUAGGUAAAUUGCUUCAGUCUUUAAUUUCUUUGGUUAGCAUCAAAGUUUCAUCGAACAAAGAAAAUAUUCAUGAUGCCUGUCAGCUCAUCAUGUGCUUUGAAGUUUGCGAAACUCUCCGAUAAAGCUUUUGCACCUGUAAAGGGAAAUGCCGCUGCUGCUGGUUUUGAUUUACGAAGUGCAUACGAGUACGUCAUUCCCCCUAAAGGAAAGGAACUAGUAAAAACAGAUUUGCAAAUUGCAGUACCUGAAGGAACAUAUGGUAGAGUGGCUCCACGUUCCGGACUUGCUUGGAAAAACCACGUAGACAUCGGUGCUGGUGUCAUUGAUCAAGACUACAGGGGUAAUGUCGGUGUCGUUAUCUUCAAUCAUGGUGAAAAUGAAUUGAAAGUUCAACCCGGUGACCGAGUAGCUCAGUUGAUUUGCGAAAAGAUCGAAUAUCCCGAACUCCAAGAAAUGAAUUCGCUAGAUUCUACCGAGAGAGGAGAAGAUGGUUUCGGAUCUACCGGUAUGAAAGAGAUUGCAAAGAAGUAACUAUCACCAUCAAACAUUUAUACUACGCUCUUGUUUGUCACCAGUAUUUCAUUUCUUACUAACUUAUAAUUAACAUGAUCAUAGUGAAAAAUUCAGAUAUCACACGCUGUUUUUAUGGAUCCGCACAUUAAUUUUUCUUUGGAAAGAUAGAAUAAAAAUCUUCGUCAUUGUUUGCUA
Messenger RNA from Belonocnema kinseyi, 753 nucleotides. RefSeq names its product deoxyuridine 5'-triphosphate nucleotidohydrolase. NCBI's taxonomy places the organism in Eukaryota, Metazoa, Arthropoda, Insecta, Hymenoptera, Cynipidae. The transcript has 4 exons. The record is from RefSeq and is a predicted model, not a curated record. Bases 115 to 576 code for a protein of 153 amino acids. Gene Ontology annotation, molecular function: dUTP diphosphatase activity; magnesium ion binding. Gene Ontology annotation, biological process: dUMP biosynthetic process; dUTP catabolic process.